AUGGCACCGCCCGGCCCAUCAUGGCGCCCAUGGCAAGCUGUGGGACUGGUGGGCGGUGCUUUGUUGUGUUUCAGCUUGAGUUGGAAUUCAGAGGCAGAGACCUCAAGAUCUUUGCAGGCUCUGACCUUGUAUGACGAUGAUGAUGACGAUACAAUCAAAAGCGGCCCCUUUGCGAACCUGAUGUGUCCGCAUGAAAUGCAACCAAUCUACAUGCUUCCGUUGACCAACGGCAUCAAGCAGCUCUUGACUUUCUGUGUCUUUGGCUUUGACUUCAAAACUGACUUCAAGAAAGGAAGUGCCAUGAAGAAGCUAGCUAGCUUCUUCGUGGGUUAUCUGGCCAAGUUGGCCUUCAUUUUCUUGGCCUUCAAUUCUUACAUCAGCGAUUAUCGCAAGUUUCAGAGUCGGGAGGAGAACAACUUGGAUAACCUUUGGCAAAGCUCCUUGGUGUUCCUGGCGAUUUGGUGCACCUCCCACAAUUUCUCAGCAUCACUGGGUCUGUGGGGCUCCUUCACCAUACAAAGUCCUGCAGUGAUUUUCAAGAAGGACAUUGAGAAGUCAAGAUACCUGGAAGCUGCCAGCUGCUGGGGCUUUGGAAAUAUCAGAUUCCCGUUCUUUCUCGGCGGGGCACGCUGGCUGGCUUUUCCUAAGCAAGUCUAUGCGCUGUUGCUGCUUCCCUACGUCAUUCCAUACAUGGUGCUCAGCUACACCACCGCUAUUCUUCUAGCAGCCUGGUCGAUUCUUUUCACGAAAUGCUGCUGUCUAUUCAAAGUCAUUUGGCUAUUGUUUGCUGUUGUGGUCUGCAGCAUCAUGUACCUCUUUGGUUCUGUGCAGACAGGUCUUCAAGAAAUCUGGGAGCGGGUUUGGCCAUUUAUAUACCUCUUUGGGGUCCAUCUCUACGCCACGUAUGUGGUGCCUCCAUUCAUUGCGCUUGUGUAUGGAAUUAUCAGCUGCUCUUCUGCCACAGCCAUUUGGAGAGGCUUGGGAAUUUGCGAGCAUGAACACGAGAAGCAGGAAGGGUCAGGCGAGUCGCUGGUGCAAUCGUGCACGCACCUGGACCAUGACUUUGACGAAAUCAUCGAAGAGGAGGAGGCGCAGAAACGUGAAGAUGCCCCAGAACCAUGCGACUGUUGCUCCAGCAGGCUGCGGAAAUGCCAACUGUUUUGGUUAUGGUUCUUCCCUCAGAGGAGGCUUCAAAUCGCUUCGGAUGAUCGCCGGACGCUCUUAAGACUUGAUUGGAGUCGCUUGAGUAGCGAUUUCAGAUUUACCAAGGCAUGUAUGGCGAAAUUGGAGCCUUAUCGCGAUGAGCUUGAUGAAGUCACUUCAGCUUUGCACGACUUUUCUCCUUUUGAGGAGGCAGCAUCCUCCGACGAUGAGGAGGACCCUAUUUGCCCCACGCCAUAUGGCAAGGGCCUGGUCGAUGUGUGCAUUGGGCGAGAGACGCUGCUGAACUACGAUGUCAACGAAAAGUACUCGCCCUCUUUGCACAGCCAGCUCAGUCAUGAGAGC
Cladocopium goreaui is the source of this 1506-nucleotide messenger RNA. The record is from the annotation of a GenBank genome assembly. NCBI's taxonomy places the organism in Eukaryota, Dinophyceae, Suessiales, Symbiodiniaceae.